Molecule: messenger RNA, 3774 nt
Organism: Cavenderia fasciculata
Lineage: Eukaryota; Evosea; Eumycetozoa; Acytosteliales; Cavenderiaceae
Gene: cbfB
Product: putative C-module-binding factor
Exons: 3
Coding region: 1-3774 (1257 amino acids)
Source: RefSeq, a predicted model, not a curated record
AUGUUUCAAAGUUUGGGUUCUCAACAUCAACAACAACAACAACAAGAUCAUCAACCGAUACAAUACCAACAACAACAACAUGAAUACCAACAACAACCACAAAAAUUACCAUUUUCUAACAACCCUCAUGCUAGUUCUGUCACGUCCAAUAUAUUAAAAUCGGCCAAUAAGGUCAAUAAUAUCGUCUAUGCGCCAAAGAUUGACUAUUCGCAACUCACCGAACAACUUGUUUACGAACAGGUCAUCAAAGGUGGCAGACCACUAAUCAUUGCCAACGUCACUAAAAAUUGGGAUAUGCCGUUUGACCUACGUUGGAUCACUGAACGUUACAGUAAUAUUGAAGUCACGGUUCGAGUCAACAAUGGUCCAGAGAAACAUUGGAAUCUUGGUCAAUACAUCAUGUAUGACAAAACAAAGAGUAAUCCACACUCUAAUUAUAAUAAUUUAACAACUACAAUUAAUGAUAUUAAUAAUAAUAAUAAUAAUACAAUUAAUGGUAAUGUUGAAAAUGGUGUAAUGAAUAGUCAUCAUUUAAAUAAUUCACAACAACAACAACAACAAUCAAGAUCAUCACCACUAAAAUCAUCGAAUGGUAAUUUACCACAAAUAAUGAUUCCAGUAUCUACCAAUGUAGUCAAUUAUAAAAAGGAUGUACCAUGUCCACCCGAGUGGAAAGGCUAUAUUAUGGAGGAAGGUAGAUUGUAUCCGUUCCUAAGGGAACGUGGACCUGGUGACUUAGUGUCUGAACUACCACCAAACAAAAUGCCAAACACUACCAACCUCAACAUUGACUAUCAUGACUAUUUCUCACCUGGUCGUAGAGAGGUUAGUGGAUCAAUUGGCUACAACCUAAUGGUAGAAUCUGAAGACAAUGCAUCCUCUUUUUGGUUUUGUACGACCACUCCAAAUCAUCAAGAAAUUACAAAACAUUGGCAUGAUAAAUCAAGUAUUUCUUUAUUUGAUAAUGAAUCAAAACAAAAGACUCUUCCUUUUGAAGAAUUAUUAAAUUCACAAUAUGAAAUGCAUAUAUUUGAACAAAAUGUUGGAGAUUUGGUUAUAUUGCCAAGUUGUGCAGUUUAUCAAUACCUGAAUGUUGGAGGGAACACGGUAAAGGUUGCUUGGAAUAGAGUGACAAUCGAUUCGUUGUACAAUGGUGUCAAGUAUAUUCUGCCAAUCUAUCGAAGUAUCAAACGUCGUGAUAUAUUCAGUCUCAAGCAUCUCUCCUACAACAGUUUCAAAAAGAGAAUCAGAUCGAUCGAACAAUUCUCAAACAAUGGAGGUGAUCUCGGCGAGUUGGUGCACAUGACCGAUGAAAUUGUGACACUACACAAGAUUGUAUCAGAGAUUGAUUGGAAUGAAACUAUCGAUCUUUCAAUCAUGUCAAAUGAACGAAAGUGCAAUGAUAUUGUCUCUACCGUCGUCUCUUCAUCUUUUACCGGUGAAACCGAAGGUAUGCAUCGACGAACUUGUUUUGGAUGUAAUGCAUACAUAUUCAAUCAUUUCUAUAGUUGUACUGAAUGUUAUGCCAAUCAUUAUUCAAAUGGUAGUAAUAAUAUUAAUAACAAUAAUAAUAAUAAUAAUAAUAAUAAUAAUAAUAAUAAUAAUAAUAAUAAUAAUAAUAAUAAUAAUAAUAAUAAUUCAGCUUCAUCUUCUCCCAACUCUAAUAAUAAUCAUAAUUCAACACAACCACCUGGACACUUUGAUUUAUGUUUAAAUUGUAUUGCAGAGGCUACUAUUUACUGUCUCAAGGAGAAAAAGUGGGAGUGUAUGUUUUGUCGCGACCGAUGUGACUGUUCAGCAUGCAUCAAACGCAAAAAGGAAAAGGGGCUACCCGUUCCAGCAUCCACCUCUGCCAAGUACCGCUCUCCACCCCCGUCGCGUUGUACCUCUCCUCCUCCAUCGAAUCUAGGGUUAUUCAACAAUAUGCCUGUCGUUCCUACUAGUAUGACGUCCGCCGUCCACUAUUACUCACCAUCCUCCUCCCCCUCCUCUUCCUCUCACCAAACAACAACAACAACAACAAACGGGUAUCACGGAGCCAUUCAAUAUGGAAGUGAUGGUACUACAUACGCCUAUCCAGUCUAUCAUGAUAUGGCACCACCACCUUUACCCGUUGUACCCAAGCUUGGUCUAUGGGGAUUACCACCUCACCAAUAUGACGGUGUUGUAAUGUCACCUCACACUUUGAUGAUGUCUCCGCGAUCGGCUGUCUCUUCACCUGCACUUUCCACCAGCGACUCUUCGUCGUCGCCUUCCUCUCAUGCAUCAUCGUCUUCUCCCUCAUCUCUAGUGUCGAGCAUGCUAAAGCUCAAGACAUCACACUCCAACUUGGCACUCAUCCCAUCUCCCAACUCUAACCCCCCUCCUCCACCCUUUGGCUCAUCGUCAAGUGGACGAAAACCACCUCUUGGGUCAAUGUCAUCAUAUGAAGCAGCAGUGAAAAGGGACGGAUCUUUCAACAACAACAACCAGACGGUUGUCCUCACACAAUACCCAGUAUUGUCUUCACCCGACAGACAAGUGCACGGUCGGGCACUCCUCCCCUCAUCAACUAGUUACGAAUCGUUCCAUGGCGCGACACUAUAUAAACCUAUCCACACACCAUCAUAUUUUGAAGAAGGAGGACUGGAACCCCCAGUUGGCACAGACCUAACCUUGGAAGACGACAAAUCCAAAAGAUCACUCUUUUUGAAAAAGAGAAAGUCAGAGUCGCAGCUCAGUCUCUCGUCGGAUAGCUGGAUGCCACCCUCUAAAAGAGACCAUCAUCAACAUAACCAAUCCUUGUCGUCUCCCCCCUCUCAAUACGACUCUACCUCGGUUGUUUCUUCACCUUCUCCAGUUCCCUUUGCUACUCCCAACUAUGAGCAUGAUCAUCAUCAUCAACAACAUCAUCAUCAUUUCAAACAACCAUCCUACCAAAUCUACGGAGCUGGCAAUCAAAUGGAUAUUGUUGGCGGAUUGCAAAACAUCGAUGACAUUACAUCCAACCAUAGUCAAAUCUAUAAUCAUCAACAACAACAACAACAACAACAACAACAACAAACAACUCAAUAUUAUCAGAAUCACCAACCACAGUAUUACGACCAUUCCAAUUGGGAGGACAGAAGUAGAAGUUUGGCGAGUCAUAUGGGUGUACCAGAUAUGUUUGAUCAGUUGGCUCUUUCAAGUCAACAACAACCAAUUAUGUCUGUACCUUCAUCACAAUCAUCACAAUCACCAUCAUCCAGUAUCCAAGGUGAUCAAGGUGAUCAAGUACCAUCAUCACACCCAACACUUGAUCCAUUUAAUCAACAAUUUCAUCCAUACGACCAUCAUAAUCAUCACAAUCAACAACAAAUCCAGAAUCCUUUCAAACAACAACAACCAAUCUACCAAAGUCAUUCACAACCACACCAACAACAACCAUAUACAUAUCCACCCGAAACCAUUUUAAUGAGUAAUCAACAUCCUAUGCAAUCACUUGAUCAUCAACCUUCACAUUUCAUGGUGAAAUCACCAGACCAACAGCAACCACAACAACAACCAUAUUUUAAUGGUUUAGGAACAUGGAUUGAAUCAUGUAUAUUAGAUCCAAUUCAAACCACCUGUAAUACUACUACUACUACUACUACUACUACCACUACUACUAACAAGGAAGAUAUCGAAGGAAUCGAAUCAACCAAUUAUAUGUUUCUCUCUUCAACUCCAUACCAUAAUAAUCAUAAUCACCAAUCCAACUCGUCUUUUGAAAAUGUCCAACCAGAUGUUACUCUUUUAUAUUCUCAACAACCUUAA